GGCCUCGUACUGAAGUUUUCUCCCAUAUUGCGCAUUCUCGCGGCGAAAACAAAAAUAAUAUCCGAGGAGCAGAUGUUGUUUUUCGCUUCUUCGCAGUCUUUAAAAGUUUUAUCUCAAGAUCAGUUCAAUUCAAGGUUCAAAAUUUUCUUUGCAAGAUUUAUCUGAUGUUAGCGUGAAUGUAUAGAUCAGUUGCUCAUAUAGUCGCUGUUCUCCAGGAAUGAGCAACAAAAAUCACCCAAAGAUGGGCCUAAACUCAAACGAAAGGAAAAAAGGGAAAUCUAGUGGAGAGCUUCCACCCUCAGGACGCAGCUGGCCAUUCAGACGAUCUAAGAGCAAAAGCAAGGCCACAGAGACUGGAGAUGAAGCAACGGCAACCGACGUUGUUUUAGAGGAUAGAAAAUGUCUGAUGGAAUCUGGUGAGUACCCAAGCUCCCCUAGUAGUCCACCAAACGAGAAGGCAAGCACAAUUAGCAGCGGAUCUCAAGAUGGAAGGAUGGAAAAUGAAGGUCAGGCACCAUCUUAUCAGCGUUCACAAUCUAGGGAAGAUCUGACAGAGACUUUCUCUCCUUUGACAGAACGCGAAAAGGUUCUCUUUCAAGACCUGCAAGAGUUAAAAGCAAAAUGUGCUCAAAUGGAAAAGACGAUGAGAUGGUGGUCGGAUUGUACUGCCAGUUGGAGAGAAAAAUGGGGUAAGGUUAGGGGUGAGAGGAACAAGUUAAAAGAGGAAGCGAAGGUACUUCAUGUUCGCAAUGAAACACUCACGAAAGAGUUCAACAAGACGAAAGCUGAGUUAGACGAUUGCCUUCUAGAGAACCAAUCUCUGAGAAAUGAAUUGAAUAAGUGCAAGCUAGAGCUCAAGAAACUAGACAAAGAACGACGAACAGCAGUUGUGGAGCCUCAUCUUGUACAGAUGGAAGGGGUAACUAAUGGUAAAAUGGAGCUUGUAGACUCACGACCAAACAACAGUGUAUACGCAGCCACUGUGCCGAAGUCAGGUGGAGAAAUGCAAUUUUUAGAGCAGAUUCUCGGUGACCAGAGAGGAAGUGCAAGUGAGCCGCAUGAGGUUAGCAAGAAAGAAAGAAAAGGAGAUGAAACAUCUAAGGCUCGAGAUAUCAAGGAAUACGAGAAAGCUUUUGGACAGAAAACAAGGGAGAACAUAGCACUGAGAUCUCAGCUAGAGCAAAUGAGAAGAUUCAUCCAAGAGAGAGAGCAGAAAUACAUAGAGCUCAGCUCAGUCAACGAGGGUCUGAGUGCCGAGAUUGAUAAGUUAAAAGAGAAGGGUGGAGAAAGCGAUGAAAUUGUCUUAUCUCCAGACGCAGCAGGCACAAAGGCCCAAGACAUCAAGCUAAAAGAACUCCGAGUCGAGAUCGAGAGACUUCAAAAAGAAAACGCAGAAGAAUGGAAUAAGCGAGAACAGGUGGAGACAGAAAAAUUGUCUUUGGAAAGGGAAAUCAAAAGACUUAAGGCCCAGAUUGAAGAUCUUGAAGAUGAGAUACGAAAAAAGACAGACCAGGUCGCCCAUGCUCAAAAUUCUGCCACGAAGUUCUUACAAGAAGAGCUUGAACACAAAUCUCAGGAGCUUCUCGAACUAAAAUUGGCACACAAAAGAGCUCAAAAGCAGCUGCAGGAAAAGAUUGACGAGCUGGAUCACGAGAAAAAGCGAACAGAGCAAUAUGAGGGAGAAAUGAAACUUAGAGGAAGGGUCGAGGAGCUGAAGAAGAAGUUAUGCUCAACAGAAGAAAAUGCUGAUGCCCAGUCAAACCUUGUGCGUCGUUUGCAACGACAACUUGAAGAACAGUCUCAGCAAGCGGAAAGUUUGCAAUCUGAAAUUGGCCAUCUAAGCAGUAGAUUGAAAAGGCAAAGUUUUCCAUUGAAAAUGAAGCCUGGCGAUGCAUCAGACGAAGAAGCUGAACAAAUGUAGAGAAGUAAAAUUUAAAGUUUUCCAAUUUCCUUGUGCUUUCAUGACAACUAAAACAGUUAACAAUCAACUUGGGGCUGACCCCUUGUAAUAAAAUGCUAUUUGCAUAUUAAGUAAUGCUGGUUAAUGUUUUGGUCUGGUCUCUCCCUAUCUAGGCAGAAUCUAGGUUAAUACCCACCGUUUAUAGACCUAAGCCAGACGCUACCGAAGCAAUGAGCUUGCGUACUGACAAUUUAGAGAUUUUUCGCAAGGUGUUAAGGAAUACAAUUUAGCAGACAGCCCCCUUAUUUCCAUAAAUGCCCCUGCAUUGACACCUGCAAUAUAAGGGGUCUAGAAAUGACCAAACUUCCCUUUUAGCAGAUACCUUAUCAGCAGGUUCUUAAAGUGGGCUGACUGUGAACUUGUGAGGAAAGCACAUGGAAAAUUUGCGGGUUCAUUCUAAAGAAAUUCAUUUUAUGUUUUUUGGCUUAUGUAAUAGGCCAUGUCAAAUACAGUGUACCCAUUGCCGCCAUGAAAUGUUUGCAUUUUUAGUAUAGUAGAUAUGUUCAUUGUCAAUAGUUUCAAAGAGUUCUCAUAUUAUUUUAAAUCCCAAAUCUUUGCUUGCAAAGUAUUAAGAUAUAGGUAUUCUGCAAGUAAAGAUUUAGGAUUUUGACUGUAUAAAGAGGC
This is a messenger RNA of Rhopilema esculentum, 2584 nucleotides long. NCBI's taxonomy places the organism in Eukaryota, Metazoa, Cnidaria, Scyphozoa, Rhizostomeae, Rhizostomatidae. The record is from RefSeq and is a predicted model, not a curated record.